AUGAAACUGAACGACUGUGGGCUCGAUGUGGUUCGUGAUGAAAUUGUUCAUGAAGUGGGCUCAGUUUCGGAUAUGUUAAUGCGUGAAGAACAUGAGGAAUGCGAAAAUGUCGAUCAUGAAAACGAUUACAUGUUGAACGCUACACUGCUUAAAAACGGUCGUACUGCACACAGCACUUUUUCACUGCCCUUGAAGCGGUUAUCCAAGAAUGCUGUCGCGAACGUGGAUGCAGCAUUAUUGCAGAGUCGCAUGUUACGCAAAGAAGAUGUGAUAAUUUGGGAUGAGAUAUCAACGCAAAGCCGUUUUGCCGUAGAGUGUGUCGAUAGACUUCUGCGUGAUGUUGCUGCUCCAGAGAAUAGAGGCCACCAUUUGGAGGCGUUGUGA
Molecule: messenger RNA, 384 nt
Organism: Cylicostephanus goldi
Lineage: Eukaryota; Metazoa; Nematoda; Chromadorea; Rhabditida; Strongylidae
Source: the annotation of a GenBank genome assembly